UUCGUACAAACGUCAUAAUUCAACAUGGCGGCGUCCAUAGAACAGCUGUUGGCUGACAUCUGGGAAGUGGAGGAUCCUGUUGAUGAAUUGAAAACUUUAAAUACAGCUUUGCUUACUGCACCUUUGAAUUCCUUGAAGGAGACUGCCCCAGGGCUUAGACUGGGUGUGAUUUUUUCAUUGUUAAACACCAGUGACAGGGAACAGAUUAACUUGUGCGUUUCUAUUCUGGACCGCAUAUUACAAGCUCUAGAACCAGUUUACAUAGCCCAAAACUUCAGAGAAGAACUUCAGAGAGGUCUACUUCAUCCUGAUGAUUCAGUUAAGAUUUUAGCAUUGUCACAGAUGUGUGAGUCGCUGCAGAAGGCUGCAAGAACUGCUGAAAACCCGGAUGCUGUUACAGAUUUUCUCAACAGUCCUGAGCUUCUAAGACUUAUUAUUCAAUGUAUUGGUGGAGAGCAACUUUCUGUAGCCAAACAGGCUAUCAAAGCUAUUUCAAGAAUAGCCGAGACUAAAGCAGGACUGGAUGCCAUCUUUAUGGGCAGCUACUUACAAGAUUUAAAAAAUGUAAUGGCAACAGAUGAUAUCGUAAGAUACAGAGUAUAUGAGCUGAUUGUAGAAAUCUCCAAUGCUUCACCUGUCUCUCUCGGUUAUUGUGCAAAUAGUGGAUUUAUAUCACAGCUAAUUACAGAACUCACUGGUGAUGACAUUCUCAUCAGAGCCACAUGUAUAGAAACUGUGACUGCACUCGCACACAGUAUUCACGGGCGACAGUACCUUGCUCAACAAGGAGUAAUUGACAAAAUAUCCAAUAUGAUGAUUGGUGCAGAGUCUGAUCCAUUCUCAAGCUUCUACUUGCCUGGAUUAGUGAAGUUCUUUGGAAACCUGGCUAUUGUUGACAGCCCACAGCACAUAUGUGAACACUAUCCAGUCUUUCUAGAAAAGGUUUUUGAAAUGGGUGAGGGCCAGGAUCCCACCUUGAAUGGAGUCGCUUUAGAUACUUUAGCAAUUCUUGCAUCAAGUGUGGAAGGAAAGCAAGUUUUACAGAAAACUGGGCAAAAGUUCCAAAAUCUGCUGAAAAAGAUUGGCCACGUUGCAAAAAAUGCACCAACUGAGCUACGUGUUCGAUGUUUAGAUGCCAUCACGUCAAUUCUAUCUCUCCCAACAGACCAGCAGACUGAUGACCUCCUGGGAAUGACAGAAUCAUGGUUCAGUUCUUUGUCUAGUCAACCAAUGGAGCUGUUCCGAAGUAUUAGCACACAGCCUUUUACCGAACUCCACUGCAGUGCAUUAAGAGUAUUUGCAGCCAUUGCUGAUCAACCAUGGGGACAGAAAUUUAUGAUCAACAGUCCUGGAUUUGUGGAAUAUAUUUUGGAUCGAUCAGUAGAUCAUGAUAAAGAAUCAAAAGAUGCUAAAUAUGAACUAGUGAAAGCACUUGUUAACUCAAACACAAUAGCAGACAUCUUCGGUAAUCAGCACUACUUGAGACUUCGAGCUUACUUACGUGAGGGACCAUACUAUGUAAGAGCUACAGCAUCUGUUGCUUUGGAAGGAGCAGAAUGAUCUUUAUAGGCCUUGACAACUCUCCUGCUUACCCCCUCCUCCAGACAUUUCAUACCUUAUAAUUCCCUGCGUGUUGUCAGAAAGUGAAAGAAGGAUACUAAAUCCUGAACAUAAUGAAGUCUUUGCUGCAAGAAUUUGGAAGUUUACAAAAUAAUAUCUUGCUGUAAAUUAUUAUUACAUGUCUUACCUGUGAUAGUUGCAGGAAAUUGUGGGAUCACAAGGAGAAAAUUACCUCAAGGUCUGCAUACAAGGUUGUUUCUCAAGAUUCUAACUUCUUUUAAGUUUCACAAUUUUUUUUUCUAAUAUUGUGUGUAUCAGUUAAAUUGCCUGCCGUUUUGCCAUUACUAUUACUACAUAGUACUCAUUGCAACAGACCGUUUUAUCAGAAGUUUUUUAAGUAUAGUCUAAAAGUUGUUAGUUGCUGCACAGUUUUAUAAUUCUCUAAGUAAAAUGUGGCAAAAUUUAUUAGUGUCUUAGCAUUUUGUAGAAAGCUAGAAUUGGGAGUUAGGUGCUGUUAACUGCUGACUAGGUGUUUAUUUCAUGAAGAAGUCAAAUAAAAAAUAUUCAGACAGUAGCUUAAUCAUUUAUGCAUAAUCGGAUAAUGUGUCUGAAGCAGCUACAGAAAGUUGCCAUGGCAUAUAACAGGAAGACAGCAUCAGAUGUUUGAUUUGCUUAUUACAUGAAUUUUUGUGCAUAUAUUUAGCAACAUUGUUAAUAUUAAAAAAAAAAAAAAAAAAAAAAGUCACCACGUGUUCAUGUUGCAGAAUUGCAGUAAAGGUCCUGCUGAAAAUUG
Messenger RNA from Protopterus annectens (West African lungfish), 2353 nucleotides. It is a transcript of the gene PSMD5, whose product is annotated as proteasome 26S subunit, non-ATPase 5. NCBI's taxonomy places the organism in Eukaryota, Metazoa, Chordata, Ceratodontiformes, Protopteridae. Gene Ontology annotation, cellular component: cytosol. Gene Ontology annotation, biological process: proteasome assembly. Bases 25 to 1560 code for a protein of 511 amino acids. The transcript is spliced from 11 exons. The record is from RefSeq and is a predicted model, not a curated record.